UUGCUCUUCGACCACCUCCUCUCCGUCGUGUUCCUCCUUGAAGUUCUCAAUCAUGAUGAAGACAUUUGCACUGGCUCAUCGAUGCCCAUACGUAUACUUUUCGUCAUUGUUGUAGCACAAUCCAUCACGUCGACAUUUAGCAGCUUCCUCGUGCGCCAUAUUACUAACAAUGCGCCUCGACGGUGGAUGUGGCUCUCGUCCCAGAGUUGGCGCUGUUAGUGAUGGGGUCGUGGUCGUGUUCGCAGCAGUGGGGAAAGCUUGUGCCAUGCUUCUCGUCACCGUCUGAUCUAAGCGCAACUUUUCUUCAUGUAUCUGACAACAUUGAUUUUUUUUUCUUCUCAAACUUGCUCCUCUACUAUAUUUUAUAUCACACUUGCCCUCUUAUUAUUACCAUAAUAUCAAAUCUACCCUUCCGUUAAUAUUUCCAUCCAGAGUGCCGUUAACCCCGGUUCGACCGGUCUGAAUCCAAAACCAACGAGACGGGAAAAGUACUUGCCGCUGAGACGCAUUUGUGUCACCGUCCCAGAAAAUGAGUGCACCGAUCCUCCGCCGAAGACUGCAGCAGGUUGCGUUGUGCUUCUUCUCACCCGCUCGAGCUCGGAGAUUCCGGUCCGAUGCAGCUCUGAAGGCCGUGGCCAAGGCUAGAGAGGACGGGAUCCGCAACCUCAUCCUCUACAACUAUCCAUCCUUCUCCGGAGCUUUCUCCGCUCUCUUUGCUCACCGCUUCCACUCCCGCCUCUGCCUCCCUUUCCUCGUCUUGCCUUACUCCUCCGCCGUGCCCCUCAGGGCUGAAGAUUUGUACAUAGAAGGGCUCCAGCGAUGCUAUCUUCUCGAUUUCGCUGGCCCACGCGGAUUCGCUGCUCAAAUAUCUCGACAGUCCAUGUGCGAAGUGAUUGCUUUCGAGCACCGGAAGUCUGCGAUUUCGCGCAUUCGUUCUCCGGAUGAUGAUGGUCAACCGAGCGUUAGAAUUUGUGUUGAUCAUGAGAAGAGCAGCUCUAGAGCUGCGUACAACUAUUUUGCGGACAAGCUUGCUGAAGAAUGCAAGCUGUCAGAAGACCAUGUAGCCAAAUUAUUGAACGCAGAAGACGAAGCUCGUGUCGAGACUAUUUUGAGUUAUAUUGAAGAUAGCGACCUUCUGAGGUGGAGCUUACCAGACGUUAGAGCUUUUAACAUUGGUUUCAGUGAAUGGAGGCAGAGGAUAAAUUGCAUCACUAACCCCUACAUGUUUGAAGAGUUGCUAGAGCUGACCGCUGCUGAUUUAAUUGCGAAAGGAAAUUCACAUAUUUCUUCUGACCGGGAUGCUGCCACCAAGCUUCUGGAUACAGUCUUCCAAGUACGAUUGGGCAGAGGAUUUUAUGGGGAAUGCCUGGGAGUUAGAGCCGAUGGCAACUCUAAGUUGAGUGAACUGCUUGGCAAGGAACUAAGUGUUAGAAGUGCUGCAGUUGGUCUGAGGCCGAUUGGAGCAGUUGUCUACAUGCACCGGAACAAUCUUAAGAUGUGCUUGAGGAGUACCGAUGCUUCUACGGAUACCUCUGAAGUUGCAAAGGCAUAUGGGGGUGGUGGUUCCCCAAGUUCCAGUUCCUUCAUGAUAAGGAUGGAUGAGUACAAUCAGUGGCUUUCAGCCAAUUCAUCAUAAUCGCUCGGUAAGAACUGAUGCCAUCACUGCAUUUUUACUAAAUUCUGGGUCCUGUUUUUGCACUUCAUGAGCAUGAACCAUUUUGCCAUUCACAGGCUGACUGAGUCUGAAUUUCUCUGACUGUGUGCCACUGUGAUUCUUGUCUUCCUUAUAAUCCAGAAUCCUCCCUCAGUCGAUUGGAGGACUCGGUCAUCCUCAAUUUCAGAACUUUUAGCCCUGCCUUGUUUAGGCCAGCUGGAAAGGGUCAGCCUUCAAAAAGAGAGCUCAACUUCAGUGUAUGAGGUGGGCACUAAUGGAACCAGAAUUGCUGUCGAGAGUUUGCUGGCAAAGGGAGGUCCUUCAAUGGAUCCCAGCACUCAAGUGGAGAAGAAAAUGGAUCCAAGGGAACCCUUUCAUUCCAACGGGAUAUGUUUCAACAUGUUGCACUACUGUUGUCCAAGACAUCAGUGGAUGCCACUUCCCCAUACUUCUGCAAAUAAGCACAAUGGCAUUCUUGAUCCAUAUUAGAUGAGCUACUGGCAGCUGGUGAUACUAUCAGGCUUUGUUUCUGUUUCCGAGUCAAUGGCGGUCCUGAGAAAGGGCCAUUCUGAGGCCAUCUUUAAUCAAUUGAAGUCUCAACUCAAGUAUGGGGAGGUUUGUCACCACAUAAUAGUGUCUAGUCGUUGACAUCGUUUUGUUUUGUUAGUCCUUUUGUAGUUGAAUUGAAUUGGGAUUAGAUACUUGAUUGAGACUAGGGAUUCGAAUUAGGGGGAAUAAGGUAUCUUGUGAAGGAAGGUAAAGGAAGGAAGGAGAAGAGGGUUCGGUAUAGUGGUGGUGUUGGAAAAAAAUCCAAAACUACCACUGUUUUAAAAAUAAUUACAAAAAUAUCACUCAUUCCCAAGAAUUAUAAAUCUACCAUUGUUUAUUAAAAACCGCUCCACUCAGGGGCGGUUAAAACAGAAUCUGCCCAUUCAGGCGGCGGUUUAUCAUAGAUACGCCUGGUCGACAAGCGGUUUGUCUAUUUUGGAAAAACGCUCUUCGAAGGAGUAGUUUUCAUGGCUGCCCUAGCACAAACCGCUUCCUCAGGGAGCGAUUAUGUGUCGCCAUGAUAAAACGCUCCACAGGGAAGUGGUUUACCAUGUUGACACAUAACCACCACCCCCCCCCCCCCCCCCAAGCGGUUUGUGCCUCGUCAUCCGAAAUGUCGGCAUGCAGGAGGCUGCAGGGGUGGGGGCUGCAUGGCAGACUAAAACCACCCCUCCUGCGGUUUGCAGUGUAAAAUGAAUAUCAUUUUCGAAAUUUAAGUAAAAUUAUUUUUGUACACAUACAUAUAAAAUCAAAUAUAUUAUUUUGUACUUCGUAUUGAUUGUUUUCAAUAAUUUAAAGCAAUACCAGUACACUCGUAAAACUCUUAUAAGAGGUAUACAUCUCAUUAGAAACAUAGUCUGUUUGACAGAAAAAGGGAGGAUCCGAGUAUCGCUUAGAACCCGAUUUUCCCAGGCCAUGGGAGGAUCAUGAAGAUCGCUUAAGACCCCAUUUCCUUAGACAUGCAUUUCUUUAUGAAGAGUCUAAAUAAGUGUUGUAUUGUAUUGAUUUAAAUUAUUGAAAAUAAUCAAUAUGAUUAACAAUUAAGUAAUUUAUUGUAC
Molecule: messenger RNA, 3261 nt
Organism: Linum trigynum
Lineage: Eukaryota; Viridiplantae; Streptophyta; Magnoliopsida; Malpighiales; Linaceae
Source: the annotation of a GenBank genome assembly